Messenger RNA from Aureobasidium namibiae CBS 147.97, 1134 nucleotides. RefSeq names its product NAD(P)-binding protein. The transcript has 3 exons. The record is from RefSeq and is a predicted model, not a curated record. Bases 1 to 1134 code for a protein of 377 amino acids. Gene Ontology annotation, molecular function: nucleotide binding. Lineage: Eukaryota; Fungi; Ascomycota; Dothideomycetes; Dothideales; Saccotheciaceae.
AUGGCCCCCAUCAGAAUCGGACUCAUUGGCCUAAGCACCUCCUCAAAAGCAACCAACUGGGCCGUACUGGCUCAUCUCCCAUACCUACAAUCGCCGCUAGGACAGUCUCACUACAAGAUCGUCGCCCUCUGUAACUCUUCCGUGGAAAGCGCAAAGAAGUCCAUUGCACACUUCAACCUCUCCCCCACCAUCAAAGCUUACGGGUCUGCUAGGGAUCUUGUCACUGACCCCGACGUCGAACUCGUGGUGAAUGUCACGGGCGUCGAAAGCCACUACGAUGUUCUACUCCCAGUAGUCAAGGCAGGCAAGGAUGUGUACAGCGAACUCCCGCUGGCGUCGAAUAUGGCACAGAUGCGAGAAUUGAUUGACGCGGCUAGGGCAAAGGGCGUAAAGACAAUCUUUGGAUUACAGGGGCAAGCUCAUCCAGUUGUCCAUUUGAUCAAGAAGAUGAUCGUGGGGGACAAAAUUGGGAAACCUCUGAGUACGACUUUGACCGCAACCACUGGUUCGUCGCUGGAUAGACCUUUGCCCAUUGCGUUCAAGAUGCUGGCAGAGCGUAAGGCAGGUGGCAAUUUUGCCACUAUCUGGUUCUUGCACAGUAUAAACUGCCUCCUCGACACCUUUGGUGAACUCGACUCUUUCAACAGUAUCAUGGGUACUGAUCACCCUGCACUCGACCUCAUAGACCCAUCCAAGGGCACCGAGAUCAUCGACACGAUCGCAAAGGACUGUCCAGAUAACACACACCUCCAAGGCCGGUUCUCCAGCGGCACACUACUCACCUACCAACUUCGCGCUGGCCCUUCUUUCCCAGGCGAACCUGGUUGUCGCUGGAUUAUCAAUGGCACGAAAGGCGACAUUCUCAUCACUAACCCCCGCGGAUGCUUCGAUAUCGAGCAUUCCGGCAUCAAGAUCCAAUACCGCAAAGCUGGCGAGAACACAGCAGAGGAAGUGAUGUUGGAGGAAGACAAUUUGAGCGGGCUUGAACAUCCGGCUCAGAACGUGGGCAGGGUGUUUGAGGCUUUUGCGAAGGGAGAGGCGGAAAAAUAUGCGGAUUGGAAGACUGCGAUGAGGAGGCAUAGUUUCAUUGACGAGAUGUUUGAGAGGGGCGAUAGAGAAGGAGCUUUUGACUAA